Molecule: messenger RNA, 840 nt
Organism: Aspergillus fijiensis CBS 313.89
Lineage: Eukaryota; Fungi; Ascomycota; Eurotiomycetes; Eurotiales; Aspergillaceae
Exons: 2
Coding region: 1-840 (279 amino acids)
Source: RefSeq, a predicted model, not a curated record
AUGCUGUCUCCAGAGACUGUGGAGCUGGUCUGGCGAUCACGAGUCCUCUUGAGGGAGCGUCCUUCCAUCGAGCUCCCCGCCGCGCUGCUAUCUUCCAUCUGCGACGGUUUCGGGCCCGCAAAUCUCGAGGGGAUUUUCCGCGAGAUUCUCACGCUUCGACCAAACACCGUCAUCCCGGAAAAUGUUCUCCUCUCGCUAACGGGCCCGGACUGGGACGAUGACAAGCUGGCCACAUUCCAGCUUCUUCUCACGCAUGAGCCCCAGGUCCCAGGGACGGAGCGCGUACUGGAACAAGUCGUCGCCCUGGGAUUCCGCUCUAUCCACCUGCUCCAGUCCAUUCUCCAUGCUCGACCAUCACUUCGAUUCAAACCAUCCGUGAUCUGCCAGAUUGCCUACUACAGGAAUUCUGCGCUUGGUCCCGAGGAGUACGGAAAGAUCAUGCGUGAGGCCUUAGCACGAUCCAAGGGCUUUCCUUUGGGCGAGAGUGAGAUGCUUGCGAUCAUAGACGGGUGCUGGCCCGACAGUCUCGGGACCAUAUUGUCGGAGAGACGGAACGCAGUGGCCACGGAACGAGUCAUUGCGCACCUCGUAGGCCACCGGACUCCAAACUGGGACUGUGGUGCCAACGUUCCGGCCUUCGAUUUGUUGUUGGAUCAGGCGGGCGUGUCCGAGGCUAGACGUCCGGAAUGGGAACUUCGCUUUCCGGAUCUAGGAGGCCAGUGCCACCAUCCACAGGGUGAAGUCUCCGCUCCCGCCGGCUCCUCUAGGAUUGAUUCCUUGUUCAGGAACGAGUCUGAUGAUGAGGAUGAGGAUGAUGAUAAAAGCGAGAGCUCAGUGUAG